AUCUCCCAUUUCCUCUAUUCCGAGCAUCGGAGUCUUUUACAAACGCCAGAGCGGCUGUUGGCUAGCGUGCGCUAUGGGCCUACUCGACCAGCUGUGGGACGACACAAUCGCCGGUCCGCGGCCGGAUGAAGGCCUCGGGAAGCUCCGGAAGCACUCUGCGUUCUCCUUCCGAUCUGGAUCCGGCAAGGAAUCAGAUGGAGGAAAUGCGAGGUCAUACGGUGAGGACUCGUCGGAUGAGGCGAUAAGAGUUACGCGCAGCAUCAUGAUAAUAAACCCACCCGGGUACCAAAACGGGUCGCCUCCAGUCUCGCCAGCCGGAUCUACCCCUCCGGUAUCGCCUUUUUCCGGAGGUAGAGACUCGUUUCGAUUUCGAAGAAGGUCGACCUCGGAUGUGUACGAGAAGGCGAGUAAAGCUCGAACCAGAAGCCCUCCUCCUUAUGAUGUGUGAGAUAUGAGUGUCUUUCCUAGACCAAUGUCAGAAAAAAAAUGUUGGGACUUUGAUCUUUUAUGUACUUUAGGUAUGCUGCUUGUGUGUAUGGUGUUAGCUAAAAGGGGGGAGGUAUGCCGUAUGCGGCUGAUGCGUGGUUGUUUGUGUAGGUAGAUCUUGUGUAUUAUCGACCGUUGAGAGCUGUGUUCUUGUAUGAGGUUGUAGUUCAUGUGUGGUACCUAUUCUAUCUGUAUAUAAAGUUUCUCUGAUCUGUUC
Molecule: messenger RNA, 703 nt
Organism: Juglans microcarpa x Juglans regia
Lineage: Eukaryota; Viridiplantae; Streptophyta; Magnoliopsida; Fagales; Juglandaceae
Product: dormancy-associated protein homolog 3-like
Exons: 3
Coding region: 74-448 (124 amino acids)
Source: RefSeq, a predicted model, not a curated record